This is a messenger RNA of Podospora anserina S mat+, 1113 nucleotides long. RefSeq lists its product as uncharacterized. The transcript has a single exon. NCBI's taxonomy places the organism in Eukaryota, Fungi, Ascomycota, Sordariomycetes, Sordariales, Podosporaceae. The record is from RefSeq and is a predicted model, not a curated record. The coding region runs from base 1 to 1113 and encodes 370 amino acids.
AUGGGAUGGGGGGAAAGUUGGCGAAGCAACCCGGCAGCAACCGUCAUAAAGGGCGCCCUGGCUUCGGCAAGGACGGAUGGAGACAGCUCCGGCUUCUACCCAACAUUGGGCUUGUCACCAUGGCUAGCAUGGCAGCAGGUGGUUGGGCAUUAUACCCGCUUGAAUUUGACGAAGGCCCAGGACGCGCUUGUUGCUUUGGGUGGUGUGGCCCGGGUGUACCAGCAGCUCUACAAGAGCAGAUAUGUCGCAGGUCAUUGGGAAGAGGACUUCGUGUCAAGUCUGAUAUGGCGAGUCUCCACUGAGGGUCACAGCCGGAAUUGUCCGUCUGCAAAGGUGCAGAGACCGGAGCAUUUUCGAACCGAGGUCUCGCAAUACAUCGCACCAAGCUGGUCUUGGGCCUCUGCGGAUAUCGGAGUGGUUGGGUAUGGGGCGAGGCUUGUGCCAACGUACACACCCGAUGUCGUCCACAAGUGUGUAAUCGUGUCGAACGCAGAUCAAUUUGGUAUCGUCACUGACGGUUAUCUCCUUCUGAAGGGACCGAUAUAUCCAGCAAGCCUGGCAGUCGACGAUCGUUUCAAUCUCAAAGUCCUUGUGGGGCUGUUGGUGGAGGGAUUCGCCAGCCCUGUGUGGACCGUCGACAUGGACAUGGGUUGCAGACGUCAUCCUAGCUUGGUAGAGAUAGUGAAAGAAAUCGAAAAUGACGAAGACAGCGAGGCUGGGCUAAGCAGCAACGGAACGGAUGAGGAAGACGCCGAGACGGACGAGGAUUCUGCGGAGCAAAGCGACAGCAGCAGUGAGGAUGCCGGCUUUGACCCAGACUGGGAUCUGAAAACACUGUCAAAACGAUAUCCGGUAGUCUUUUAUCUUCCCAUUUUCGAAGGUACUACUGUUGACGAGUCGGAUAACGUGACAGAAACCAAAACGGGUUUGGUCCUGGAACCAGUGGACGGAUGCAGAGGAGCCUACAGGCGUGUGGGGAUUUGUUUCGACAAGCAUGUUGCCAACAGAGAUUGGAUGCUCCCGGAAGCUAUGAAAGCCUCCGAAUCGAUGACGAAGGGUCCUGACAGUCACUUGUACCUUGGCUUGGGUGAAGGGAUGAUUUUGAUAGUGUGA